This is a messenger RNA of Paramecium octaurelia, 789 nucleotides long. NCBI's taxonomy places the organism in Eukaryota, Ciliophora, Oligohymenophorea, Peniculida, Parameciidae. The record is from the annotation of a GenBank genome assembly.
AUGAAUAAUUAAUUUUUACCUGAUGAUGAUGAUCCUUAACUCAUGGAAGAAAGGAAGAGCUUGUACAAAAUUUUUGGAAAGGAAACUUCCUUAGGUAAGGAACUUUUUGGAUUAUACAAUGCACAUGAAAAACCAAAAAUCAAUUAUCCUAAGCCAAAACAAAAAACAUAAGAGUAGUUGCAUUCUGAAAAAAUUAAAACUUAGAAGAGUUGUCCAUAAAAAACAGUUAUUGAAUAUCCAAAAGAAGAACCUAAACAAAGAUAAUAAUAUUAUCCCAUUGAUUUUGUUUAAAAAAGAAAACCAGAAGCAGAAAUCAGAAAAGAAAUUGAGAAAUACUAUGAAGGUAGAAAGUUUUUCAGGCCUGCUGUCUAGGGAUAAGAUAGAAAAAAAUUGAUUGAAUAAUUACAGCGAGUAUUUAAAUAUAAAAGAGGAGCAUUGCCUAAGGGUGCAGAACUACCUGAAAUCAAUAUUAAAAAUGACGAUGCUUUCUUAAAAGAUUCAGAAACAACUUCAAAUGCUAUAAAGAAAAUGCAUAAAAAAGACUUAUAUUUUACAGGACUUAAAUCUGACAAUCAAUCUGAUGCAACAACUUUAUAAGGAGAUCCUUAAAUUGAAUUAGAAGUCCUAUUUUCAUCGAUUAUGAAAGAAAUUGAAGAAAGACAGGAAUUUCUUUAAGAAAUUGAACAUCUAAAUGAACCAAAAUUGAAAUAAAGAAUCAAAGAUGAAAUUAUUGAAAGAGUUGCGGAAUUAUAAAAAGUUUAAGAUUUGAGAAGACACUAUUGUAAUUGA